Messenger RNA from Nannospalax galili (Upper Galilee mountains blind mole rat), 1818 nucleotides. Its product is annotated as keratin, type II cytoskeletal 2 oral-like. The coding region runs from base 25 to 1818 and encodes 597 amino acids. The transcript has 9 exons. Gene Ontology annotation, biological process: intermediate filament organization; keratinization. Gene Ontology annotation, cellular component: keratin filament. Gene Ontology annotation, molecular function: structural constituent of skin epidermis. NCBI's taxonomy places the organism in Eukaryota, Metazoa, Chordata, Mammalia, Rodentia, Spalacidae. The record is from RefSeq and is a predicted model, not a curated record.
CUGCUAAGCAAUUGACAGCUCACCAUGAGCAGACAAGCCUGCAAGAAAUCCUUCAGCCGUGGAAGCUGGGGCUUCUCUGGUCAUUCGGCCGUGGUGUCCGGCAGUAGGAAGAGCUGCGUGGCACGCUCUGGGGCAAACAGUGGAGGGACCUAUGGGUUCUGGAGUGGAGCAGGUGGCUUUGGCAGUCACAGCCUCUACAGUCUGGGUGGAAGCAAGAGCAUCUCCAUCAGCAUGACAGCUGGUGGCUCCCGUACUGGUGGCUUCAGUGCAGGGCAUGGCAGCUGUGGCAGUGGCUUUAGGGGUAGCUAUGGAGGUGGAUUUGGUGGUGGCAGGGGAAUGGGAGGUGGCUUUGGGGGAGCUGGUAGCUUUGGUAGAACAGGUAACUUUGGCCCUAGUGGCUGCCCUGGGGGAAUCCAGGAAGUGACCAUCAAUCAGAGCCUCCUGCAGCCACUCAAUGUGGAGAUUGACCCCCAGGUUGGGCAAGUGAAGGCCCAGGAGCAUGAGCAGAUCAAGACCCUCAACAACAAGUUUGCCUCCUUCAUCGAUAAGGUGCGUUUCCUGGAACAGCAAAACAAGGUCCUGGAGACCAAGUGGGAGCUGCUCCAGCAGCAGACCGCAAGCUCCAGCUCAGGUUCCCAGAACUUGGAGCCUUUCUUUGAAUCCUACAUCAGCUGUCUGCGCAAGCAGCUGGAUUCACUUCUGGGGGAAAAGGGGAACUUGGAGGGAGAGCUGAAGAGCAUGCAGGAGCUGGUGGAAGACUUCCAAAAGAAGUAUGAAGAUGAGGUCAACAAGCGCACUGCUGCAGAGAAUGAGUUUGUAGGGGUAAAGAAGGAUGUGGAUGUGGCUUAUAUGAACAAGGUAGAGCUACAGGCUAAAGUGGACAGCUUGACAGAUGAAGUCAACUUCCUGAGGACUCUCUAUGACAUGGAGCUGUGCCAGAUGCAGAGUCAUGUCAGUGACAUGUCUGUGGUCCUGUCCAUGGACAACAACCGCUCCCUGGACCUGGACGGCAUCAUCGCCGAGGUCAAGGCCCAGUACGAGGACAUCACGCAGAGGAGCAAGGCUGAAGCGGAGGCUCUGUACCAGGCCAAGUUUGGGGAACUGCAGACCACAGCCGGCAGGCAUGGUGAUGACCUGACAAACACCAAGAGUGAGAUCCUGGAGCUCAACAGGAUAGUGCAGAGGCUGCGGGCGGAGAUCGAGAACGUCAAGAAGCAGAAUGCCAAUCUGCAGACGUCCAUUGCGGAAGCUGAGCAGCGUGGUGACAUGGCCCUCAAGGAUGCCAAUGCCAAACUCCAAGACCUGCAGGCCGCACUGCAGAAAGCUAAGGAUGACCUGGCCCGACUGCUCCGAGACUACCAGGAGCUGAUGAACGUCAAGCUGGCCCUGGACAUGGAGAUCGCCACCUACCGCAAGCUGCUGGAGGGCGAGGAGUGCAGGAUGUCUGGAGAAUGUCAGAGUGCUGUGAGCAUUUCGGUGAUCAGCAAUGUCACUAGCACAAGCAGCAGCUCUGGAAGCUUCAGAGGGGUCAGUGGCAGCAGCAGCAGUGGCUCCAGAGGCGGCAGCAGCAGUGGCUCCAGAGGCGGCAGCAGCAGCUAUGGAGGGGACAGUAGAGGCAGCAGCGGGGGUUACCCAAGUGGCAGCAGUGAGAGCAGGCUUGGCGGUGGAGGCAGCAUCUCUGUGAGCCAGAGGGGAACAGGCUUCAGCUCUGGGGAUACCCAGACCUCAGGAGGCAGUCGCUUCAAGUCUGGCAGUGGAGGCAGCACCAAUGUUCACUUUUCCCGGAUCAUCAGCUCUGGCCAGCAACAGUCCAAGUGA